UUUUGUAUAAGAGGCCAGUUAUAAGUCCCUGAGUGACCUUGUAUCCUUGUCCUGGUUUUCUUUGUCUCUUUGGCUAAACUGUUGAAGAGAAAACAACCUGAAGAGAGAGAUAAGCACAAGAAAACACAGAGAGAAACAGAGAAGAGCAGCACAAGAAAAUAAAAGAAAAGAAAAAUACCCACAAAGAAACCAAGAAAACGAAAGGAGAUAGAGCUUGUUUUGUUAAACAAUGGCUAAGUUAUACUCCGCAGCAUUCCUCGUGAUCUGUGCCUUAAUCAUGGUGGUGGCAAGCUCAUCAUCAUCGGUCGUCGGGGCAAGUGGGGGCCACAUUCAGGACCUGGGAUGGAUGCCCACCAGAUCUUCCUGUAAGGGUUCCAUAGCAGAGUGCUUAGCUGCAGGGGAGGAGUUUGAGUUUGACUCGGAGAUCAACCGGCGUAUUUUAGCCACCGGUAAUUACAUCAGCUACGGUGCGCUUCAAAGGAACACUGUUCCUUGCUCUCGCCGUGGUGCUUCUUACUACAAUUGUCAGCCCGGAGCUCAGGCCAAUCCCUACAACCGUGGUUGCAGUGCUAUCACAAGGUGCAGGAGUUGAAAUUUUUUUUAAAAAUUUUAAGUUUUAAGUUUUAUUUAAUUUUUUUUUUUUGGGGGGUCGAAAAUGGGUUUGAUUGUUAUACAUAAAAACAGGGGAAAGAGAGAGGGAAAAAAAGAGAACAAAAAAAAAAAAAGGAGAAGAUUGAUGGUGAUGGGUCUGGGUUUUGUUGGUAAUUAUUGAUGGAAAUAUUGUUGUUGGUAGUAAUAUUUCUACAUCUGUGUAAAAGAUUAUAUAUGUGAUUCUUUUCUUAUCA
This is a messenger RNA of Ziziphus jujuba (common jujube), 845 nucleotides long. RefSeq names its product rapid alkalinization factor. NCBI's taxonomy places the organism in Eukaryota, Viridiplantae, Streptophyta, Magnoliopsida, Rosales, Rhamnaceae. The record is from RefSeq and is a predicted model, not a curated record. The transcript has a single exon. Bases 230 to 592 code for a protein of 120 amino acids.